GCCCGGGGGUUCCUGGGGGGGGUCCCGGGGGGUCCCGAGCCCCCCGUGCCCGGCCCGGGCCGAGCGGAGGCGGCGGCGCCAUGCAGGAGAGCUACGAGGCGCUGAUGCUGCUGGAUUUCCCCGUCGCCAGGCCCAACCUCGUGUCCCGGCCGGAGCCCGAGGAGGAGUUGGGGGUGCCGGACCCCAACGACUCGAAGGAGUGGCAGAUCCUCAGGGUGGCCCCCCCAGACUCCGCCCCCCCGAGCGACGAUGACUCCGCCCCCGCCGAUGACUCCGCCCCCGAGGCCGAAGUCUCCGCCCCUCCCCCCACGCCCGACUCCCUCCUCCUCCUCCUCCUCCCCUCCCCCUCCCCGUCCCCUCCCCCCGCCCCGCCCCUCCCCCCUCCGGGUGGGCGUGGCUCCCGCCGGGGGCGUGGCCUCCGCGCUCACCUGGGCCGCCGCGCGCACCUGGGCGGGUUCGGCCACGCCCCCCCGCCGGCCACGCCCACACAGCGGCCACGCCCCCCGGGGAGGGGCCAACGGGGGCGGGGCCAGCGGGGGCGGGGCGCUCACCUGAGCCCCCUCACCUGCGCGGAGUGUGGGCGGGGCUUCCGCUACAGCUCCGCCCUCCUGAAGCACCGCCACGCCCACGGGGAGGAGCCCGAGGGCCGCCGGAGGAGGAGGAGGAGGAGGAAGGCGGCGCCCGGGCACACCUGCGGCCGCUGCGGGGCGGGGCUGGGGCGGGGACACGCCCUCCUGGCGCACCUGAGCGGCCACGCCCCAGACACGCCCCUGCGCUGGGACACGCCCCCGGGCUGUGACACGCCCACCGGUGACACGCCCCUCACCUGUGACACGCCCCUCACCUGUGACACGCCUGAGGUUGGGGCCACGCCCCUCACCUGCGCGGAUUGUGGGAGGGGCUUCGGGGGAAGCUCCGCCCUCAUCCGGCACCAGCGGCUGCACCUGGGCUGAACGGACCGGAACUGGAACCGGAACCGGAACCGGAACCAGGACUGGGAAAAUCCGGAACCGGGGAGAAUCCAGAACUGGAACCGGGACCAGGGAAACUCCGGCACGGGAACUGGGACCUGGACCUGAACUGGGACCAGGCAAAAUACGGAACCGGGACCGGGACCGGGACUGGGAAAGAACCAGAACCAGGACUGGAACCGGAACCGGGACCAGGGAAAAUCCGGAACCGGAACUGGAACCAGAACCGGGACCAGGGAAACUCCGGAACUGGAACUGGGGACCUGGACUGGGGCCAGGGAAACUCUGGAACUGGAACUGGGACUGGGACACAGCCAGAACCAGGACUGGAACCAGAACCGGGACUGGAACCGGAACCGGAACCGGGACUGGAACCGGGACUGGGGAAACUCCAGAACUGGAACUGGGACCAAGAAAACUCCGGAACCGGAACUGGGACCUGGACUGGGAAACAACUGGAACUGGAUUCCUCUGGAACCAGACCGGGACCGGAACCGGGACUGGGAAACCUCCGGAACCGGGACCGGGGCCCCCCCCGGGCCGGUGGGGCAGGAGGGGAAAGGACUCGGGGACGUUUCCGUGCCCGCGGUUUGGGGGGGGCCCAGGACCCCCAGAUCCGUUCCAGCCCCCCCCGAUCCAUUCCGGACCUUUGGAAUCCAUUCCUGACCUUUGGAAUCCAUUCUGAACCCCCAAAAAUCCAUUCCGGACCUCCCAAAACCCAUUCCGGACCUCUGAAAUCCA
Taeniopygia guttata (zebra finch) is the source of this 1712-nucleotide messenger RNA. Lineage: Eukaryota; Metazoa; Chordata; Aves; Passeriformes; Estrildidae. The record is from RefSeq and is a predicted model, not a curated record.